CCGUCUGCGUUCCGGUGUAUUUUGUCCGCUGGCUGCCUCCGUCUCAGCUACUACUCAGUUCCAAGGCUGAGGGUUUGUGUUUCGGGGGAGCCGGCUGGUGUGGCCGGCGGGAUGGACUCCCCUUUUAGUCCGGUGCUUCCUCACGGACCUGAUGAAGACUGGGAGUCUAUGCUGUUUGCUGAACUUGGUUACUUCACAGACACUGAUGAGGUGCAAUUCAGUGCAGCAAAUGAGACUUCUGAAAAUCAUUUCGAUCAUCUUAAUUUUGAUUUGGACUUGAUGCCUUGGGAGUCAGACAUUUGGAGUACCGGCAGUCAGUGCUGUACAGUUAAAGAUAUUAAGGCAGAACCUCAGCCACUUUCUCCAGCUUCCUCAAGUUGUUCAGUCUCAUCUCCUCAGUCAGUAGACUCUUGUUCUUCAACUCAGCAUGUUCCUGAGGAGUUGGAUUUGUCUUCUAGCUCCCAGUCUCCCCUUUCCUUAUAUAGUGAAAGCUGUAAUGGACCAUCCUCGGUAGAGUCACUGAAGGAAGACAAGCCCAUCACAGGUCCUGGAAGCAAAACUGAAAAUGGAGUGACUCCAAAGAAGAAAAUUCAGAUGAGUUCAAAACCUUCAGUUCAGCUCAAGCCUUUAUUACUUCCAGCAGCACCCAAGACUCAAACAAAUGCCAGUGUUCCAGCAAAAACCAUUAUCAUUCAGACACUACCAGCACUUAUGCCUCUGACAAAGCAGCAACCAAUUUUCAGUAUACAGCCUGCACCCACUAAAGGUCAGACAGUUUUGCUCUCUCAGCCUACUAUGGUACAACUUCAGGCCCCUGGAGUUUUGCCUUCUGCUCAGCCUGUUCUUGCUGUUACUGGAGGAACCACACAACUACCUAAUCAUGUGGUGAAUGUGGUGCCAGCCCCUGUGGUGAACAGCCCAGUCAAUGGAAAACUUUCUGUGACUAAACCUGUCCUGCAAAGUACCACAAGAAGUGUGAGUUCAGAUAUUGCCGUGCUAAGGAGACAGCAACGUAUGAUAAAAAAUCGAGAGUCUGCUUGUCAGUCACGCAAGAAGAAGAAAGAGUAUAUGCUUGGGUUAGAGGCAAGGUUAAAGGCUGCCCUUUCAGAGAACGAGCAGCUGAAGAAAGAGAAUGGGUCACUGAAGCAGCAGCUGGAUGAGGUUGUGUCCGAGAACCAGAGGCUUAAAGUCCCUAGUCCAAAGCGGAGAGCUGUCUGUGUGAUCAUGAUAUUGGCAUUCAUAAUGCUGAAUUAUGGACCCAUGAGCCUCCUGGAACAGGAUUCCAGGAGAACAAAACCCAGUGUGAACCCUGCAAAUCAAAGGAGACAUCUUUUAGAAUUUUCUGCUAAAGACGUUCAAGACACAUCAGAUGGUGGCAUCCAGAAGAACAGCUACAGAUACGAUCAAUCUGUUUCAGACGACAAAGCCCUAAUGGUGCUAAGUGAAGAACCACUACUUUAUAUUCCUCCUCCUCCAUGUCAACCCCUGAUUAACACAACAGAAUCUCUCAGGUUGAAUCAUGAACUUCGAGGUUGGGUUCAUAGACACGAAGUGGAAAGGACCAAGUCAAGAAGAAUGACAAAUAAUCAACAGAAAACCCAUAUUCUUCAGGGUGCUUUGGAACAGGGCUCAAAUUCUCAGCUGAUGGCUGUCCAGUACACAGAAACCACAAGUAUCAGUAGAAACUCCGGGAGUGAGCUGCAAGUGUAUUAUGCUUCACCCAGAAGUUAUCAAGACUUCUUUGAAGCUAUCCGCAGAAGGGGAGACACAUUUUAUGUUGUAUCAUUUCGAAGGGAUCACCUACUGUUACCAGCUACCACCCAUAACAAGACUACAAGACCAAAAAUGUCGAUUGUAUUGCCAGCAAUAAACAUAAAUGAUAAUGUGAUUAAUGGGCAGGAUUACGAAGUGAUGAUGCAGAUUGACUGUCAGGUGAUGGACACCAGGAUCCUCCAUAUCAAAAGCUCCUCAGUUCCUCCUUACCUCCGAGAUCAGCAGAGGAACCAAACCAACACCUUCUUUGGUUCCCCUCCAGCAGCCACGGAGACAACCCAUGUCGUCAGCACCAUCCCUGAGUCAUUACAGUAGGACCCCGCAGCUACACAGGAAAGCCAAGAGUGGGCCCCUGCCAACCCCAAGAGCUGGGAAGGAGUGCUGCUCGCUGCCUCUGGGUAGCAAGCCAGGUAGCAACUGCCUCGCACUCAGCUCAGAGAGAACAAGCAGCUGCUCCUUUCUUCACCAUCUACCCAUCUAUGUGGAAGGUGCUGAAAUUUACAUGCUAGAGAAUGUUUCUCUAGUUGCAGAUGCAGCCUCCAUCUUCUAUGUUAUCUGCUGUAGGUUUUUGUUUUGUUUUGUUUUGUUUUGUUUUUUUUGCCAUACCUCUCUUAACUUGGUUUCCUGCUGUGUUUGUUUAAAUAGUCAUGUUCUUUCAAAUAAGAUCCAUUUUCUCAUUUGUCCAUUUUA
Messenger RNA from Nannospalax galili (Upper Galilee mountains blind mole rat), 2463 nucleotides. RefSeq names its product activating transcription factor 6 (gene Atf6). The coding region runs from base 112 to 2088 and encodes 658 amino acids. NCBI's taxonomy places the organism in Eukaryota, Metazoa, Chordata, Mammalia, Rodentia, Spalacidae. The record is from RefSeq and is a predicted model, not a curated record. The transcript has 16 exons. Gene Ontology annotation, cellular component: nucleus. Gene Ontology annotation, molecular function: DNA-binding transcription factor activity, RNA polymerase II-specific; RNA polymerase II cis-regulatory region sequence-specific DNA binding. Gene Ontology annotation, biological process: regulation of transcription by RNA polymerase II; endoplasmic reticulum unfolded protein response.